CCCCAAAUGACUCGACAACAGAUUGAUCAGAGUGUGUCCACAGCAGAGAUUGGAGACCUGAUUGAGUUUGUGAACCCAUUACUGGGAUUGUCUCUUUGGGGUGUUUAUGUUGGAGAAGGCCAUGUUAUCCAUUUUGGGGUAGGAGAUGAAAACAUGACACAGAAAGCCUGCCGCAGCUUCCUUCAGCAAAUGGUUCCAAAGUCGAAUGGUGAUCGUGUUCUGAAGAAGACCAGAAUCUGCAAGCAGCGCAUUACGGAUAUCAAAGUGCCUCCAGCAACUCGAAUCAGGGUCAACAACAACAACCACAACCUGGUUCCAUCACCACUGGAGAUGAUGACACAUCGCUGUGAGACUUUUCUCCACCAGGAGUUCAAGUACGACCUCAUGAACUUCAACAGUGAACAUUUCGCCACGUUUGUUCGACAUGGUUACGCAGUGUGCAACCAGGUGAGUUCAGCCAUACUUAAGUGACAGUGACUGAGUGAUGUGGUAUAUUAGGUCUAUAAGCAGUCAACCUGUAAUUUAUUGUGGAUCUCCAAUUGAAAGAAUAUUAAUCUGCAACUAUAUUGCUAACUGAUUCAUUGUUAAAGUAAUUUCUCAAGUAAUACCAAAACAUUUGAUGGUUCCAGGUUCUCAAAUGAGAAUUUGCUGCUUUUCUAUUUUUUUACACAUAUUUUAUUGUAUGGAUAGUUGUUCAAACAAAACAAGACAUUCAAUGAAAUCACCUUGCGCUGUAGGAUAAUAUGAUGGCCAUUUUUCCCUGUAUUGUUAUGUUUUAUAGUCUAAUUGAUUAAUCAAGAAAAUAAUCAGCAGGUUAAUCAAUUAUGAAAAUAAUCAUAAGCUGCAGCCUCCAAUUUAAUGUUCCAAUUCUUUACUCUUUUUUAGAUUCCCUUUAAGAAAAAGAAUGAAGCGCAUACAGAUACAACUCAAACUCUGCAAAUGAUAAUGCAGCAACGGAUGGAGACAGAAACUUGAGAUCCUCUGUGGUGCCUCUCAUGCACCUCUGUAACACUAACUUAGUUAAUGAGGAAAAUAAAAAAAAAUCCCUCACUGCUACUUUGAGAAUGUUUCAUUUAACAACUCAAGGCACAAUAAAAUAUGUUC
Molecule: messenger RNA, 1104 nt
Organism: Seriola dumerili (greater amberjack)
Lineage: Eukaryota; Metazoa; Chordata; Actinopteri; Carangiformes; Carangidae
Product: retinoic acid receptor responder protein 3-like
Exons: 3
Coding region: 7-471 (154 amino acids)
Biological process (GO): N-acylphosphatidylethanolamine metabolic process
Cellular component (GO): cytoplasm
Molecular function (GO): A2-type glycerophospholipase activity; glycerophospholipid phospholipase A1 activity
Source: RefSeq, a predicted model, not a curated record